AUGGUAGUAGGUGAAAUAAUUUUACGUUCCACGGAUAAAGCAAAAACGGUUGAACUUGAAGGACGUGUGCACAGCAUUAGUGGGGAUCUAGUAGACAAAGUAACCGCGUUAUGGUGUGCGCUUGAUCGAGCUCACUUUUCUGUGGCACGUACUCUGAUUAAUCUUGGUAAGGCCGACGUCAAUCAUGGUCCAUUGCAUCCAUUAUUGAUUGAUGCUACGAUUAGGGGACGAUUAGACAUUGUUGAGUUCUUGGUCGAAAAUGAUUAUGCUGAUAUCAAUGAGACAAAGACAAAUGAUGAAAAUAAAUCUAAUUGUCUUAUUAUAGCUGCCAGUCAUGGUCAUACACAAAUCAUUGAAUAUCUGAUUAAGAAAAAUGUUGAACUCGAGUCAAAAACAUGCGUCGAUGAAAACACAGCAUUAGCUGUUGCAGCAAUCGGAGGUCAUUUGGAAUCGUUACGACUAUUAUAUAUGACAGGCGCUUCUUCCAACAUGGGAAAUCAUACAAAGAAAACACCAAUAGCUUUAGCGGCUGAGAAUAAUCAAUUAGAUGUAGUUAAUUUUUUACUUGAGCAAAAUCAUGAUCAUGCAACUUUUGAUGAUCUUGAACUCGGUGUUGCUUUACACAUACUCUCACAUAAGGGUACGGAAGAAUAUAAACCUGAGUGGGUAAUACAAAUAUUGCGACAUUCGUUCAUCAAACGAACACAACUCAAUAUAAGUAAAAUUAUUGCUGAAUCGAUUGCUGUUUACAAUUUCCAAAAAGAAUGUCAGUCAAUCGAUGAACUCGAUCAAAUCCAACAUAAUGCUGAUCGUCUGUAUAUCGAAGCACUACUUAUCCAAGAACGCAUUCUUGUACUUCGAAAAGAUGAGAGCCUAUUCACACUGUUAUUUGAGCAAACAAAUGAACUUAUUGGAAAAGGUGAAUUCGAUCGUUGUCUCGAUUUGACAUUGCAUAUCUUUCAUCUAUGUCAACAAUUUGAAGUUCAUAAUUGUCACCAACAAUUCUUCUGGGUCUUCUACACUAUGUUUAAUUCAAAAAUGUCUAUUCCUGUUGAUCGAUUUUGGGAAACAUGUGAUCUCGUCUUCAAGCCAUCACAAGAAAAUUCAAAUGAUUUUCACAAAAGAGAUGCAAGAUAUCUAUUAGCAACUGCAGGAAAGGUAUGA
Molecule: messenger RNA, 1164 nt
Organism: Rotaria sp. Silwood2
Lineage: Eukaryota; Metazoa; Rotifera; Eurotatoria; Philodinida; Philodinidae
Source: the annotation of a GenBank genome assembly